Molecule: messenger RNA, 885 nt
Organism: Dacryopinax primogenitus
Lineage: Eukaryota; Fungi; Basidiomycota; Dacrymycetes; Dacrymycetales; Dacrymycetaceae
Product: NADP-binding protein
Exons: 4
Coding region: 1-825 (274 amino acids)
Cellular component (GO): endoplasmic reticulum
Molecular function (GO): oxidoreductase activity
Source: RefSeq, a predicted model, not a curated record
AUGGAAGUUAACAAGCCUGUGGUGCUCAUCACCGGCUGUUCUGAAGGAGGAAUCGGCUACGCGCUAUGUGAGGAAUUUGCCCCACACGCUGAGGUGGUCUACGCAACGGCUCGCCGACUCGAGGCGAUGACCACCUUUAAACAUGAUAACAUCCGAACACUUGAGAUGGACGUGUGCAUCCCGAAAUCUAUUGAAGCUGCUGUCCGUGAGGUCAUUGAGAAAUGUGGGAGACUCGAUAUUGUAGUGUCCAAUGCUGGAGUCGGUGCAUUCGGACCAAUCCUGGACGUCUCCGUCGAUUGGGCGCGUGCGGCCUUUGACACGAAUUAUUUCGGCAGCCACAGGCUGGCACAGGCUGUCCUGCCCCAUAUGUUUCAGCGAAAAUCGGGAAAGUUCAUAUUGGUCGGGUCCAUUGGCGGCCUGGUUCCAGUGCCUUGGAAUGGUACCUAUGCCGCAUCGAAGGCCGCGCUCCAUACGUUAGCGGACGUCUUGAGACACGAAUGUACCCCGUUCAACGUUCAAGUCAUGACCCUCCUUCCUGGCUUCGUUAAAUCGCACAUCAUCGACAACAUGCACGGUUUCAAUGUAUCUCCGACGAGCGUCUACCAACCGUGGAAUGAAGCCCUCCAAAAGCGUUUCUCUGCUAGUCAAACUAAUCCAUCUUGCAUGCCCACCAAACAAUUCGCUAAGAUAGUGGUGAAGGAGCUUCUUCGAAAGGAACUGAAAUGGUUCUUUUACUCGGGAGGGUAUUCGACAUGGAUGUGGUUCAUGACCUUAUGGCCACGGAAGUGGGCGCUGCAGUAUUUCUGGCGUCGAAACAGCAAGUGAGAGCAGACGAAUUCAUUCAUUAUUUAGGCAGAAGACCAUAUACAUAUCUUGAUAAUGUAU